AUGCUGGAAGACAGCAGUGAGGAACAGGACAGAAAGAAACAACGUGAUACAAAUAUUGCAUUGCUAUUGAUGGCUUUCAUACCCCAACUAAAAGAAUCUUUUCACGAGAAGUUCGGUGACUCCAAGUCUCUUCAACUAUCACAAGUCAUUAGAUUUUGUAAAUUAAAGACUUCAUCGGGCUCUUCCUCUUUAGUAUCCGACGCAUUGGCUGCGCAAGACAAAAGAAGUUAUCAAAAGAAAGGAAAUAAAGGAUGUCUGAUUUGUGGCGCGGACUGUCGCUUAAGCAACUGUUCUCUGCUUAAGAGAAGGCUCCCGGAAGCCAGAAUCUUUAAGUUAUAUCCUAAUGACAAGUUAAGCGCACCUUCGUCUGCUAGCGUGGCGAUGACAGACUAUGAAACGCCACCCAGCAGAGCAAACCGGAAACCACCAACAUCUUGGCUUUGCAUGCUAUCUUCGACUGUUCUCUCGUAA
Saccharomyces mikatae IFO 1815 is the source of this 471-nucleotide messenger RNA. RefSeq lists its product as uncharacterized. The transcript has a single exon. The coding region runs from base 1 to 471 and encodes 156 amino acids. The record is from RefSeq and is a predicted model, not a curated record. NCBI's taxonomy places the organism in Eukaryota, Fungi, Ascomycota, Saccharomycetes, Saccharomycetales, Saccharomycetaceae.